Molecule: messenger RNA, 3956 nt
Organism: Centrocercus urophasianus (Greater sage-grouse)
Lineage: Eukaryota; Metazoa; Chordata; Aves; Galliformes; Phasianidae
Gene: PUS10
Product: pseudouridine synthase 10
Exons: 17
Coding region: 204-1805 (533 amino acids)
Biological process (GO): tRNA pseudouridine synthesis
Molecular function (GO): pseudouridine synthase activity; RNA binding
Source: RefSeq, a predicted model, not a curated record
UUGGCGCGGCCCUGCGCGCAGUGCUGUGUGUGAUUGAGGGCCGUGCCGUGCCGUGAUACCGGGUUCCCUGGCUCCUCUGGUACCACGGCUGCCUCCUUGGGAGGUGAAUGAAUUCUUUCAUUGUUUGCUGAGUUGCGUUUAUCGUUAGCCUCUUCCUUUUUUUUUUUUUUUUUUUUUUGAAGUAUAUAUUAGUGUUGUCUAGCAUGCCUCCUCUAACAGAAAAGGACAGACCGAUUGUUCAGCUGUUACUGGGCGCUGGCACGUGCCCACGAUGUAUUUUCAGGUUCUGCCGUGUGGGAUCGCAGACGCUUUAUAGACAUCCAUACAAGGAGUUGAUGAAGGAUUUGAAACAAUUCCUGAAAGGUAAUCAAGAAAAAGAAGAUACAGCUUGCUUUGAUGUAGCUGAUCCGCCUUGUAAGCGAUUCAGACGUGGACAUGCAGAAGAAGGGCCUGAUGAUCUGAACCAGAAUGGAAUGCUCAGUCAGAUUCCUUUGGUUAAUGAUGAUAAUGCUGCUGUGGAGAACUCAGCUGAGGAGCUUUGCAAUGUGUGUUUGGGAAUUCUUCAAGAGUUCUGCGAGAUCGACUUUGUUAAAAAGAUCUGUGAAAAGGUUAAUUCUUCUGACUACCAGUUCACCAGUUUUGUAUUUUCUGUGUCACUACCACCACAGCUUUCUGUCAGGGAGCAUGCUGCUUGGCUGCUGGUAAAACAGGAAAUGGGAAAACUGGGCCUUUCCUUGGCAAAGGAUGACAUUGUUCAGCUGAAAGAAGCUUAUAAGUGGAUUAUUCAUCCCCAGUUGUCAGAGGAGUUGGGUGUUCCCACUGAUGGAAAGAGUUUGUUUGAAGUUAGUGUGGUCUUUGCUCACCCAGAAACAGAUGAGGAGUGCCAUUUCCUAGCCACAGUCUGUCCAGAUUGUUUCAAGCCAGCAAAGAAAAAACAGUCUGUUUUCACUAGAAUGGCAGUUAUAAAAGCCCUAGAGAAGAUAAAAGAAGAAGAUUUUCUCAAGCAUUUUCCAUGUCCCCCAAGUUCACCGAAGAACCUCUGUGUUGCUCUGGAAAUUCAGUGCAAUAAUGGUGCAGUUUUUGUGGCUGGAAGGUACAAUAAAUAUUCAAGGAAUUUACCUCAAACUCCCUGGAUUAUUGAUGGAGAGCGGAAGCUGGAAUCUUCAGUGGAAGAACUGAUUUCAGAGCAUCUAAUGGCAGAAUUUAAAGCAGAUAGCUUUAAUUUUUCUUCCUCUGGAAGAGAAGACGUGGAUGUGAGAACACUAGGCAAUGGAAGGCCUUUUGCAAUUGAGCUUGUGAAUCCUCAUAGAAUACAUUUUACUGCUGAGGAAAUGAAGGGACUUCAGCAGACAAUUAAUAACUCUUCAGACAAAAUACAGGUCCGAGAUUUACAACUUGUCACCAGAGAGGCAAUUGGUCGUAUGAAGGAAGGUGAAGAGGAAAAAACGAAGACCUAUAGCGCCUUAAUAUGGACAGACAAAACAAUACAGAAAGAACAUAUUGCAUUUCUAGAUAAUAUCAAGGAAUUAAAACUUGACCAGAAGACACCACUCCGGGUUCUUCAUAGAAGGCCUCUGGCUUUAAGAUGUCGAAUCAUUCACACCAUGAAGUCUGAGUACAUAGAUGAGCAUCACUUUCGCCUGCAUCUGAAAACACAAGCAGGAACCUAUGUUAAAGAAUUUGUGCAUGGAGACUUUGGAAGAACAAAGCCAAAUAUUGGCUCCCUGCUGAACAGAACCACGGACAUUCUGGAGUUGGACGUAGAAUCUGUGGACAUUGACUGGCCUCCAGCCCUGGAGAAUUAGCUUCACGAGUUGGGAUGUCACACAGCAGCUCCCCGGUCAGCAGUAGUUUACUGAAGGCUGUACAGUACUACAACUUGGUUACAAAGUAUUUUUGUUGAACAUUUGGAUCAUGUUGAUCUGCCAAAGGACACUGCUCCUUUGUUCAACUCACUCAAGUGGUGGUCAUUCAAUAUCUAGCUUUUUUAAAAUGUUCUUCUCUGCGUACAGCAAUUUUGGCAAGCUAAUGUAUUGAUAACAAAUCUUUUAAAAAUCUGCAAAGAAAAACAAAUGGUGUGCUGAGUAGGUACAACAAAUGUGCUUAAUGCAGUACUGUUUGAAAUGUUUAAUUAAAAAAAGUUAACCAAUACAGCUAGAUUUUUUAAUUAUUAUUAUUGCUUUUAUAUUUAAUGCUGUAGCUUUCUGAUCUGGGUGCGAACAGCACUGAAUCACCUGGAAUGCAGCUCUAACACUUUCUGAGCACUACUUGUGCAGGGCUGUUAACCAAGCCCACAGGACAGUGCCUGAAGGAGGUAUUCUGCCCUGUGCCAGCUGCUUUUUGAUCAGCGUUGGUUUCAGAGAUGGGCAGAUGUGCUUCCCACAGCACUUUUCAAAGCAAGAAGAGUUUCCAGAUAAGAACUUUGCACUUAAAAUCAAGUGUCUCUCAUUUAAAAACACCAGUGAUGUUUUGUAGAAACUCCAUUUGAGGUGUUUGCCUCCUCAGCAGCUCUUUAGCUGAAUUACAGGCCUCUUCAAGCAUAGGAUUUCCCUGAGUCACCGUCAGGCUGGGGAUUCCUGGCAAAAGUGCGUGGUGGAAUCCUAGUGAAAAAUAGGGAUACCAAUAAACUCAGGAAAUUAAGGUUUGGACUUUAAGGCUCUUCAUUAAUGAACAUUUCAGAAAUAAAGGGUGAUUAUUUUUCAGGGAAAACAGUGGGGGCAGUGAAAGAUUACGGAGAUGUUACCGUGAAGUCAGUGGUGCCAGGACCUCACAGAACAGCUAGGUGGUAACUGCAGGUGAAGGCUCAAAAGGCCCAUGUAAAAACUCAUCUUGAAAAGUUAGCCUGAAUUUUACAUACUCUGUCAUGGGCUGUCAAAACUUUCCUCGUUUGUUUUCCUAGUCCACAGUGACAUAACAAAGCAUAGGAGUUGUUCAGAAGGUCCCAUGUUUUAAAUGCAAAAAUGAGCCAUGAUUCAGACAGCAAGAUUCUCUCAAUUUCAGUCAUAGGGCUGUUAUGAGAACUGAUCCUAGGAGUAGUUGUCUCAUACAUAAAUCUUUGCCCAGAAUGGAACUGUUGUGAACGAUGGAUAUCUUCAGAAACUAUUCAGGAAAGAAGGAAGAGAAAACUUCAGGCUACUGUGUUAUUUCUUGACACAAAUGGUGUAUAAGUUCUAUACACUGGAAACACACGUAGGCUGGACAAAACAGACAUUAGAAGAGGUGUCCCAAAGGGGAAAUGGUGCUAACUGGGACUUCUGCUCCUGUUGCAGUUCAGAGACAGUUCAUCUUGUUUUCAAAUGUAAAAUACCUACUUGUGAAUACUCCAGUAGGACAUUUCCUAAGAGUAGUAAGAGCAAGAUUUAAUUUUGUUCUUGUGGUAAAUGUGAAACAGUAGAUGUUUUCUAGCAGAUUACGUGUAAAUGCUAAAAUCUAAGAGCCAGUGUUCCUUAUCAUAUUUCUUCAUACCAGAAGGACUUGGAUGAAGCUGUUGUACUUCUCCAAGUAGCUGCUCACCCAAAGCAAACCCCCUGCUGCACAAAGCUGUGCCAGUAGCACAGCCUUGGCUGAACAUGAGUGCCUCUGUCCUCCCUGUCCGUCAGUCAUGCUACUGUGCCACAAAGAACUGCCAAGUGCUGAGGACUCCUUACUGCACCGUGGCCAGCAGCAGUUGUGAAUGUAACGUAAAAUAUUCUAGGAAGACCCAGGACAAGCAACCCAAAUCCCAGCAGCUCUGCGUGGCUUCUCUAACAUGUCUUGUAGUGUUGCAAGGCUGAGAAGGCUGAAGAAGCUCAGGACUCAGUAUAACCAGUUCUUUAAUUACCAAACCAACUUGUUUACAAAGGAAAACAGAAUUUUGAAAAUAUUUAAUUAUACUGUAAAAACAAAUUGUGCUAUAAAGAGCAUUCUAUAAAGAAAAUGUUUACAUUCAAUAAACUUAAACAUUGAGAACUUAAAAA